UUCUGUGUUCUAAUUUUAGCUCCUUCUUUUCUUUUCUUUUCAACCUCCUUUUACUUUUCCACAAUCUCACUUUAAUUUCAUCCUCUAAUAAUUAGUAUCACUCAAAUUCUCUCUUUCAAUUUUUCCGCUUAAUCUCAUCCCUAAUUACUUCCUAAUCAGGUACUUUGCGAAGUUUGAUUUUGAUUGAAACAGAAUUUGUUAAAAUCGCUUGUUUUUUGUUCUUCUAUAUACCGUUUCCUUCCACUCAUGUAUUUUCCGAACAUCAACGGUUGAAGGUGUUUUUGUUUACAAAAAGAGUCUAGCUGCUGUUAGCACUCCCGACCCCUCCUUAUAAUGGAGGAUGUUCAAGACAAGUUGCCCUCUGACUCCUCUACAAAAAUUGCUGAAGAGACCCCACUAGCAGAACAUGUUGAAGACAUGUUACCCUCUGAAUCCUCUUCAAAAGUUACUCAAGAGACACAUAUGGCCGAACACGUUGAAGACAAGCUACCCUCUGAAUCCUCUUCAAAAGUUACACAAGAGACACAUAUGGCCGAACACGUUGAAGACAAGCUACCCUCUGAAUCCUCUUCAAAAGUUACUGAAGAGACACAUAUGGCCGAACACGUUGAAGACAAGCUACCCUCUGAAUCCUCUUCAAAAAUUUCUGAAGAGACGCCACUGGCAGAACAUGUUGAAGACAAUCUACACUCUGAGUGCUCUACAAAAGUUACUGAGACACAAUUGAUGGAACCCUCUGAAGAAAAUACCGAAGUGGUAAACCCACUACAUAAUCAAUCUUCCUCAGAACUUCCAAUUCCACUUAGUAAUGGAGAAUUGGAGUCUGGCUCUCACUUGACAGUAAAUGAGCUCCCUGAAUUAUCAUUGUUGCCAAAUGUUUCUAAUGGUCAAACUAUAAUACAAGAUGAGGAUGUUUCUGUAGAUAAUUCAGCUUCAGUUCCAAAUGAUACAGUGGAUGCAGCAGAAACAAGUGACCUGCUAAAUUUGGUUGAAGAUUCUAAACCAGGUGCUACAGAAGAUAUCUCUGACCAGCAUGAAUUGCAGGUUGAUGUUACUAAUGUCGCUGCAGAUAAUGAGAUUAGACUUUCAGCUUCCUCUUCUGAAACAAAAGAUUUGUUAAAUGAUCUUAAUGAAGUAAAGAUGUCUUCUGGAGCAGUUGACUCACCCCCCCAAAUCAAGCAGGUUGAUGUAAAAAGAGGCCUUAUUGAUACCACACCUCCAUUUGAAUCUGUCAAGGAAGCUGUUUCUAAGUUUGGAGGAAUUGUGGAUUGGAAGGCUCAUCGAAUCCAGACUGUGGAGAGGCGCAAUCUAGUAGAACAGGAACUUGAUAAAGCAAAUGAGGAGAUACCAGAAUACAGAAAACAAGCAGAGACGGCUGAACAGACGAAAAAUCAAGUACUAAAGGAGCUGGACAGCACAAAGAGACUUAUAGAAGAGUUAAAGCUUAACCUAGAGAGAGCACAAACUGAAGAGCAACAGGCAAGACAGGACUCGGAACUUGCAAAGCUCAGAGUGGAAGAGAUGGAGCAAGGUAUUGCAGACGAAUCUAGCGUUGCAGCCAAGGCACAACUGGAAGUUGCUAAAGCUAGGUAUACGGCAGCUAUUACAGAUUUAGCAGCUGUGAAAGAAGAGCUGGAUGCAUUGCGUAAGGAAUAUGCUUCCUUAGUGACUGAUAGAGAUGAAGCUAUUAAGAAAGCCGAGGAGGCAGUUACAGCAUCCAAGGAAGUAGAGAAGUCAGUGGAAGAUUUAACUAUUGAACUAAUAGCCACAAAAGAGUCAUUAGAGACUGCUCAUGCUGCACACUUGGAAGCAGAGGAACAAAGAAUAGGAACAGUCAUGGCAAGAGAUCAAGAUUCACUCAAUUGGGAGAAGGAACUUAAACAGGCAGAAGAAGAGCUCCAGAGAAUCAAUGAGCAAAUGUUGUCUGCAAAGGAUCUCAAAUCUAAACUGGAAGCAGCCUCUGGUUUGCUGCUUGAUUUGAAAGCUAAAUUAACUGUUUAUAUGGAAUCAAAGUUAAAGCAAGAAGGUGAUGAUGAACUCUCACAAGGAGGCCAAGAAGAACCAGAAAAGAAGACACACACAGAUAUACAAGCAGCCGUGGAAUCAGCCAGAAAGGAACUUGAGGAGGUAAAACUUAACAUAGAGAAAGCAAAUGCUGAGGUUAGUUGCUUGAAGCUAGCUGCUACAUCUUUAAAAUCAGAACUGGAACAAGAAAAAUCAUCUCUUGCCUCGAUUAGGCAAAGAGAGGGAAUGGCCUCCAUUGCAGUUGCAUCUCUAGAAGCUGAAUUGGACAAGACUAGAUCAGAAAUAGCUUUGGUUCAAAUGAAGGAGAAAGAAGCCAAAGAACAAAUGACCGAACUUCCAAAGAAGCUGCAACUAACAGCUGAAGAGGCUAAUCAGGCCAACUUGCUUGCUCAAGCAGCUCGUGAAGAACUGCAGAAAGUAAAGGCAGAAGCAGAACAAGCCAAGGCUGGAGUAAGUACCUUGGAAAGCAGGUUACUUGCAGCUCAAAAGGAGAUAGAGGCUGCAAAGGCUUCUGAGAAGUUGGCAAUAGCAGCAAUUAAAGCAUUGCAAGAGAGUGAAGCAAAUAGAAGCAAAAAUGAAGUGGACCCUUCCAGCGGGGUUACACUUUCUUUGGAUGAGUACUAUGAGCUGAGCAAACGAGCUCACGAGGCAGAAGAGCGAGCCAAUACAAGGAUUGAAGCUGCUAAUUCUGAAGUUGAGGUAGCUAAGGAGUCUGAAUUGAAAUCCUUCGAGAAGUUGGAUGAAGUGAAUAGAGAGAUAGCUGCUAGAAGGGAAUCCUUGAAGAUGGCAAUGGAAAAAGCUGAGAAGGCAAAGGAAGGUAAAUUAGGUGUAGAACAAGAACUUAGAAGGUGGAGAGCUGAAAAUGAGCAACGGAGAAAGGCUGGUGAGUCUGGCCAAGGUGUGCUUAACCAGAAUAAAAGCCCUAGGGCUAGUUUUGAGGGGAGUAAGGAAGCAAAUAAUUUUGACCGGUCCCAGUAUGCAACUAAUCCUGCACAAUAUUUGUCAAGUCCGAAGACUUAUAUGCAUGCAGAAAAGGAUGAAGGUGGAUCAUCACCGGAAUCAAAACAUGGCAAAAAGAAGAAGAAAUCGCUGUUCCCACGGGUUAUGAUGUUCUUUGCUAGAAGAAAAACACAUUCAAACAAGUCAGGGUAAUCCCAAAUUGAAAUUAUGUGCGUUGUUAUGCUGCAGUUAUCUUGCCUCUCUUCCUUUUGGAGAUCUGAGUGACUCAAUGCUGGAUUACCAAAAGCUGUACUGAGCCAGUACACGGUGAUCGAUUUGUGUAUGGUUUGACUGAUUGGAUUAUACUCUCACUUGAUGGAUGGUAUACGGUUUCCUGCUCAGUGUUUUGUGAGAACUUAAAAAAUAAGUUCGUCUAUGUUGGGAAAUGAGAAAAUAAGAUGAUUUUAUAUUGUGUAUAGUCUUCAGAUAUAUUGAACCUCGGCUUCUGUAAAGAUUUGUUUUGAGAUGCGAUUGAAUGAAAGAAAAAAAAUUCCAAGUUUGUGAUUUGAAGCACUUUGAAUGGCAUGGUAUGUGCCCCAUUCACAAUUCACUAGUUGUGGACCUUCUGAUGUAUGGAAUAUACAUAAAGGCUGAAGUCAUGGAUCUCUUUUGAUAAUUUUUAAAGCUGUUUUCUGGAAGGUUCCUGUUUUGGAUAAUUUGAUGAUACUGCUUUGAUGAGUUUUCAAUGACAGAUUUAUCCGUUAUUCUGUUUGAA
Molecule: messenger RNA, 3739 nt
Organism: Medicago truncatula (barrel medic)
Lineage: Eukaryota; Viridiplantae; Streptophyta; Magnoliopsida; Fabales; Fabaceae
Product: protein WEAK CHLOROPLAST MOVEMENT UNDER BLUE LIGHT 1
Exons: 3
Coding region: 334-3177 (947 amino acids)
Biological process (GO): chloroplast accumulation movement; chloroplast avoidance movement
Cellular component (GO): cytosol
Source: RefSeq, a predicted model, not a curated record